AUGGCUCCACGUCCAGCUCAGAAUCGUCAACAAGACCUUCCAGGCUUCACUUCUCUUCAGGGAUCGAUAGUUGACAUCUCUGAUGACGACGAGUUUGACAUCGACCCUCCUACCUUUGCCCCUGCUCUUCACCACUACAAUACCUUUCAUGGAUUUCACAGCAAUCCAAUCGACCUCACUUCAGAUCCUAUCGACCUCACCACGGAAUCAGAUGGUGAAUGGCUUGCCACUAUUGGUCGAACUCGCCCUUCCCAAGUGCCCCAGCCCAUGAAACGCAUCAGACUGGACUCGACGUUGUACCACCCAACUGUUGAUCACAAUACAGUUACUGCGGCCCUGCCUCCUGUGUACAACCCUUUUGAACCCGUGAGACCCCCAGGCAGCUCAAUUUCACGAGCGACCCUUCGUGAAGACCUCUCCAUACCCAACGCCGCAGACCACCGCCCUCAUGUCACACAUGGAAAUCUCGGUACUAUAAAUGCGACACUCCCCCUCCUGCCAGGUUCUCGAGACAAAGCUCUCCGCAAGAAACUCAAAUCCAAAAGCAUAUGCCCCUACUUCUACGAUUCCGAAUUAGAAGUCACCAUGUAUCGAGGCACAGGCUACGAGCGAUUCCCUGUCGCCCGAGGCACCAUCGACGGACAUCAAGCCAUUUGUGAUAAAUGGGACGCUGCCCAAGAGAGAAAGAGGCAGAAGAAGGCAUCAAAGCUGCUUGAACUCCCCGACUUCAACCAUCGCCGAACUCACGGUAACGGUUCAGAGUCUCCAUCCGAGAGUGAUGACUCUUCAGACGAGGAAGAAGUCGGACCCACCCGUUUGGACCAACAGUGUCUUGUUGCUGUCCUUGAGGUCUUCCCCGACGCUCAGCACCAAUUUUUACUGGACCUUAUCAUGAAAAAUCCCGAACGAGCGAGCAUCGUCGGAAAGGGCAGAUCUUUAUCCGUUCCCGAUGAAACCCUCGUUCGGUCAAUUAUCAAUGAAGUUCUCGAACUCGAUUCAUAUCCAAAACAAUCCAAGGUGGUCAAGAAGGAGGCAUCUGCAGAAGAUGGCACUGGCAAGACCAUUACUUGGAACAAAGACCUCCCAAAAGACUCAAUGUACCUCAAAGAUGGUGUCAUUCUUCUGGCCAAAGUCUUUGAUCAUAUCCCCACCUGGCAUAUCCACAAGAUUGUAAACGAGAAACAAUCAAUUUUUGACACUUAUGUCAAACUUCACGAGCAGGAAGAAAAAUAUUACCAGAAGGAAAAGAAUGAGAAGAAUCCAUAUCCACGAUUGCGAAUGCCGAGAGUGGUAAUCGAGAAGAAAUAUCAAUACACACCACGUGAGCAGCGCUAUCAGCAGAAUUAUGCACAGCGUAUCAAUGAGUUGCAAGCUGUCAAACAACACGUUGCCAGAGAAGCUAUCAAGGCUGAUAUCAGAAAAGAGAAAGAGGCAGCCGAAGACCUGAAUCUGCAGGAGCACAAAGCUAUUGGAGCCAUUGUCCAAUGUGGUUGCUGCUUUGAAGAAACAAUUGCCCUCAAUCGAGUGGUUCCUUGCGAUGCAGACGCUGCACAUUCAUUUUGCUUUGCUUGUGUUUCAGGCCUUGCAGAAAGUCAGGUGGGUCUCAUGAAAUACGAGAUGAAAUGCAUGGAUGGUUCAGCCUGUUCAGCCAAUCUUUCUUGGUCAGCAGUUGCAAAAGCAGUUGACAUUAAGACCUUUGAUCGCCUCGAAUUCAACAAACAACAAGCUGAAAUCAUAGCAGCUGGUUUGGAAGGCCUGGAAAAAUGCCCCUUCUGCGAUUUUCAGGCCAUUUGUGAUGAUAUCGAAAUCGACCCUCUUUUUGCCUGCCAGAAUCCUGAAUGUGGACUUGUCUCCUGUCGCAAAUGCCGGCUCGAAAAUCAUCUACCAAAAACUUGUGAGCAACACAAAAAAGACAAUGAUCUUGGUGCGCUUCAUCGUGUUGAAGAGGCUAGGUCCGACGCUGUCAUGCGAACAUGUCCUAAAUGCAAGGUCAAGAUCAUGAAGGAAGAUGGUUGCAACAAAAUGAUCUGCUCAACUUGCAGAACAUUCAUGUGUUAUGAGUGUCAGGAAGAUCUCUCUAAGCUUGGAACUCAUGUUUACGAUCACUUCAACAAGCCCGGUUCCAAAUGCUCUCUAUAUGAUCGGGUGGGCGUCGAUCGCCAUGAAGCUGAGGCAGACGACGCUGAGAGGGAAGCUAUCAGAAAGGCGAAAGAAGAGGAUGCUACCAUUGACGAAUCAAGACUUCGUGUCGAGACAGGCAAAACCAAGCCAACACCAUUACAAAUGCACCCUGCUCACGACCUCUUCGCCCAACAUGAAGCCCUUGCCCGGAAUUGGCACCCCGCUCGACAUCAUGCAGCGAAUCCCGCCCAAAUGAUUGCGGAGAUGCAACAGAUGGCAGUGAGACAAAUGGCCGAGGCUGACCGACAACGUGCGGCAGCAGCGAGACGAAUAGUAGAAGCCAAUCGAAACGAACACGGAGACAGAUUGAGGAAUUUGCUGCUUGAGACCGCCCGUAAUAGCGUUGCUCGUCCACCUCGUCAUGAUGCUGCUGCGCCACCAGCCACUGGAAAUCGGGCAACUCCCGCGCCGGGCGCUGACAAUGCUAAUGGGGGAAUAUUUGGAUAUCCAGCUUGGUAUACUGCUGAAGUUGCUGCCAAUUAUCCAGCGAACGUUAACCAUGCUCCUGCUCAACAUGCCAUGCCUCCCCUGCACCCAGCACCUCACGGACUCCCGCCGGGACCGCAGCAUGCGGGUGCUGUGCCAAAGGAUGAUCGACGUAGGGCGACACGUCGACCCCGGGUUCCAGCAGCGCUAACAGCAGCAAACAUGGCUGCCUACGGUAUGAACCAAAUCAAUGGGCCUGAACAUGUUCGCGCCAACCAGCAUCCAUGGCAUCCACCUCUCGGACUAGAGGGAGGCGACCAGGUGUUUGACCUCCCCCACAAUUGGCAUCUUGCGGAUGACUUUGGCUUCCAGGACCUCUUCGGGCGACCGCCUGCAGUCUGA
This is a messenger RNA of Exophiala bonariae, 3009 nucleotides long. RefSeq lists its product as uncharacterized. Gene Ontology annotation, molecular function: ubiquitin-protein transferase activity; zinc ion binding; ubiquitin binding. The record is from RefSeq and is a predicted model, not a curated record. Bases 1 to 3009 code for a protein of 1002 amino acids. Lineage: Eukaryota; Fungi; Ascomycota; Eurotiomycetes; Chaetothyriales; Herpotrichiellaceae. Gene Ontology annotation, biological process: protein linear polyubiquitination; proteasome-mediated ubiquitin-dependent protein catabolic process. The transcript has a single exon. Gene Ontology annotation, cellular component: ubiquitin ligase complex.